Messenger RNA from Galeopterus variegatus (Sunda flying lemur), 1736 nucleotides. RefSeq names its product band 4.1-like protein 5. The record is from RefSeq and is a predicted model, not a curated record. The annotation marks the transcript as partial. NCBI's taxonomy places the organism in Eukaryota, Metazoa, Chordata, Mammalia, Dermoptera, Cynocephalidae. The transcript is spliced from 13 exons.
UGGGAAAACUGAGUAUCAGACCACAAAAACCAAUAAAGCAAGAAGAUCAACAUCCUUUGAAAGAAGGCCCAGCAAACGAUAUUCUCGACGAACUCUACAAAUGAAAGCAAGUAUAACAAAACCUGAGGAACUCAGUGUUCACAGUAAUGUUUCAACACAGAGUAAUGGCUCCCAGCAGGCUUGGGGUGUGAGAUCUACUCUUCCUGUGAUUCCUUCCAUUUCCUCUGGUCCUGUGCUGGUGGAGAUAGAGAAUCUUCCACGGAGUCCUGGAACAGACCAGCAUGACAGGAAAUGCCUCCCUCCGAAUAUUGAUUUGCUAGAUGGCCCAGACUUAUUGGAAACAAGUAUUGGUGAUGUAAUUGGGCCAUCUGACACUAUGGAAACAUCCCAAGUGGCUGAUGAAGCUAAUGUAGCCACCAGGCAAACUGGAUUAGAGGAACCUGAAGUUGAAUGUAGGACAUUGAAAGAUGCCUCAGAGAAGCUAAAAGAACUUGAGAUGGAGAACAGUCCUUUGUCGUCACCUCAAUCCAACAUCAAUGUUAAUGUCAACAGCCAGGAAGAAGUGGUGAAGUUAACUGAGAAAUAUCUUAAUAAUGCCAUUGAGAGCCCAGGUUUGAAUGCCAUGAGAGUUCCUCCUGACUUUAAGAGUAACAUUUUGAAGGCUCAAGUGGAAGCAGUGCACAAGGUUAUGAGAGAAGAUAGCUUAUUAAGUCAUAAAAAUGCCAAUUUUGAGGAUACUGCCACAAACAGUGCUGUAUUAAAUGAGAAUAAUGUGCCCUUUUCCAAACAUUCUCUUACUCUGAUGCAUACUACACCUGCAGACAGUGGUUCUGUUCUAAAGGAUACCACAGAGGAACUGGAUGCCUUGCUCUUGUCACUCACAGAGCAUCUGAUGGACCACACAGUCACACCUCAGGUGUCUUCAGCAACCAUGAUCACACCCCGAUGGAUUGUUCCACAGAGUGGUGCCAUUUCUAAUGGACUUGCAGGGUAUGGAACAUUUUCGGCAGGGAAGGAAGGACAUGGUAAUAAGGAUGGAGUCUCACUGAUCUCUCCCCCAGCACCAUUCUUGGUAGAUGCUGUGAUCAGCUCUGCUCCAACUUUGGUUGAAGAAGAAACCAUCUUAAAGCAGAAGUGUUUGCUGACAACUGAACUCUAAGGGACUGCCCAUCCCCACCUGUAACUGGAAUGCCUAGCACUCUUCAGCAGUCCGUCCUGGAGUCUAUUCCAGCUGGAAUGUGUUGGAUUCAGGAACUUGUCCUUUACUUGUAGGUAAAAAACCUCUACCUAGCUUGACUUCAACUCCAUGAAAAAAUAGCUACAUUUUCCGUCCAACUGGAAGGGUUUAAUCACACCGCAUAUCUACCCAAAUGAAGAUAUCUGGGUCUUUUACUUUCUGUAAUUUUGUUAAAGUUACAAAUUACUGAAAUAAGGGAAUUACUUUCCCUGUAGUUUCCUUCAAACACUUGGCUCCACCUAGUGGUUGUAAUUUUUCAUAUUUAUAACAAGACCCCCUCUGGUAGUCAGCAGACCUUUGGAUGCUAUUUCCCUCUCUAGUGUCAGGGCGAGCACCCUUGAUCUGAAUGCCUGUUAGAGAAAUUGUACUUUUUCAUGCAUUACCUGGAAAUCAGGAACUUAGGAAGUUAAUCUGGGUACUGUGUAGGUGGAUUCAGAGCCAGCUGCUUUACAUUUACUAAAAUACUAAAUAAAAGUUUAGAAUACGGAGGGCUUUUAAA